Sphenostylis stenocarpa is the source of this 1392-nucleotide messenger RNA. The record is from the annotation of a GenBank genome assembly. Lineage: Eukaryota; Viridiplantae; Streptophyta; Magnoliopsida; Fabales; Fabaceae.
AUGUCAGUUCCUUUCAAGCGCUACAAUGGCGACCGCAAAACUUGCAUUUGCCAAUCACUUUAUAUAUACUCUUCUCAACGGUUCCCCCUUCUCAUAUCCAUUUAUAUCUGUAGUGGUCUUCGUUUUUCUGCUCUUAAUCUUCUCUCUUUGCCACCACCAUUUCUUCCUUUCUCUGCACGCGACCACCUAUCUCUUGUGUUUCUCACGGUUGCCUUCGCUAGAUGUGGGUGUUGUUUGAACAGUUUUGGAGAAGCUUCUGAUACAAUGAGUGGUGGUGUUGGUGGUGGGUGCCCCUGCCCCAGGGGUAGUAGUGAUGGUUCCAUGGAGGAUCCCAAUGGCGAUACGGUGGGUACUUUGAAUCAGAAUGCAGGGAAGCCUCCGAGGGACCAUUCGGUUAUGCGACAUUUCAGCAGCUCUUCUUGGUCUGCUGAACCGGAAUCAAAUAUUAAUAUUAUUGGACUUAAAUCAAGCCCAGAACAAAAAUCAGACCUUUCACUUGUAAUGCGAUCUGGAAGCUAUUCUGAUAAAGGACCAAAGCAGUACAUGGAGGAUGAAUUCAUAUGCAUUGAUUUUCUUAGUGAAUGUGACGGUCUAGGAGCAAACCUUCCUUCUCCUGCAGCAUUUUAUGGGGUAUUUGAUGGACAUGGUGGUGUUGACGCGGCAUCAUUUACGAGAAAGAACAUUCUCAAGUUUAUAGUUAAAGAUGCCCAUUUCCCAUCUGGCAUUAAGAAAGCAAUUAAGAGUGCAUUUGUGAAGGCUGAUCUUGCUUUUAGAGAUUCCAGUGCUCUUGAUAGUUCUUCAGGCACCACCGCUCUAAUAGCCCUUAUGUUGGGAAGUUCCAUGCUGAUUGCUAAUGCAGGAGAUUCGCGUGCUGUAUUGGGGAAACGGGGCAGAGCUGUUGAACUUUCCAAAGACCAUAAACCAAACUGCACAUCUGAAAGAUUAAGAAUUGAAAAACUGGGUGGUGUCAUCUAUGAUGGAUACCUCAAUGGCCAACUAUCAGUGGCUCGUGCUCUUGGAGAUUGGCACAUAAAAGGUAGUAAAGGUUCCAAGAGUCCUUUAAGCUCCGAGCCGGAGGUAGAGGAUAUUGUUCUGACCGAAGAAGAUGAGUUUUUGAUAAUGGGUUGUGAUGGAUUAUGGGAUGUGAUGAGCAGCCAGUGUGCUGUGACAAUGGUGAGGAAGGAGCUCAUGCAGCAUAAUGAUCCCACCAAAUGUGCAAAAGUACUUGUUGCUGAAGCCCUCCAACGCAACACAUGUGACAACCUCACAGUUGUGGUUGUGUGUUUCUCCAAAGAUCCACCUCCUAAAAUUGAAAUUCCUAGAUCAUAUAGGAGGAGGAGUAUUUCUGCUGAAGGCCUUGAUCUUCUCAAGGGUGUCUUGAAUGGUAGAUGA